Molecule: messenger RNA, 1392 nt
Organism: Camellia sinensis
Lineage: Eukaryota; Viridiplantae; Streptophyta; Magnoliopsida; Ericales; Theaceae
Source: RefSeq, a predicted model, not a curated record
AUGAUUCACAAAACAAAACCAAAAAAAAGCACCUGAAGACACGGGUUGUUGUGGUAGAGGUCUAACAAUAGCAGAGUCCAUGGCAAGAGCAAUGGUGAAAAUUCCGAUUUACCGACGCAAUUCAGAUGAGAUUGUUAAAUAUUCCGGCAGACAAGAAAGUCUUGCCGACUUGAUUUUCCGGUUUUUGGAAGAAGGCCAUGAGUUGUCGUCGGGUAGCUCUUGCAAUUCCAGCAAAAGUAGCAAUUAUGGUGGCGUAGACGACAUGGUUGUCGAUGAUGAUGAGCUGGUGGAUGAUAAUGUUAAAAGUGUUGAGGAGGACAAGGCUUUUUGGGAAUCCAAAGACCAACUUCUCCAGGCAACCUUGUGUAGGACAACUUCAAUUGAAACAAAAAUCAGGCAUGCCACAAAAGAAGCUCUGAGGGAAUUAAAUUUGGGCGGUAAUGAUUGUGCUUGUCCAAGACCAGUGGCCGAUGGUUGUCGGAAUUGCCUGCAAAGAAAAAUUUCUGACUGCCUUCGAACGGCUGGUUACAACUGUGCCGUUUGCAAAUCCAAGUGGAGGAGCUCACCAGAUAUCCCCAAAGGGGAGCACACUUAUUUGGAAGUGUUGGAUAGCUCUAACUCAAAGAAAAAGGAAGUUAGAGUGGUUAUUGAGUUGAAUUUUAGGGCCGAGUUUGAGAUGGCCAGAGCUAAUGAAGAAUACAAUCGAUUAACUAGUCGGUUGCCUGAUCUGUUUGUUGGUAAAGCUGAAAGGUUACAAGCCCUAAUUAAGAUAUUGUGUUCAUCAGCUAAGAAAUGCAUGAAAGAUAGAAAGAUGCACAUGGGGCCAUGGAGAAAGCACAAAUACAUGCAAGCUAAGUGGCUCAGCACAUGCGAGAGGAUAGUGCCACCAAUUCAACCGGCGGGAUUUUCAGGACAACUGCCUAAGCCUAGGGUCUCCGUGCUAACCUUCGACUUGGUAGAGAAUUUACCCAUUUUGCAAUGUACAGCAGUUAAUUGAAGUUGUGUGAUCACUGUGACCAAAAACAAGUUGUGUCCCAAUUGUUUUUAAGUUUUGUUUGCCUGGGAGGCAUUUGAGUGAAUAUUCUAAAGAGGGUUGCAGUCAAAGGUUUUUAGAGUAGUAUUGGAAGAUUAAUUUAUCGUUUAAGGCUAUGGAUGUAAAUACAAUUUAUAUGAUUAGGGUCCUCCAAGUGCCGAAUAACACCCUCCGAGAGGAGGUGAUACAUAAGUUAUGCUAGCUAAUAAAGAAAAAAGAUUGGGACCAUCUUUUUGGGAACCCCCACCACCCCAAUGCAUUGUAAUUGGUUAACUUUUUAUUUUUUUCUACCCUAUAUAUGUGUCUGUGGAAGUUGUGGGGAUAAAAAAAAAGGGGGGUUCUAUAUCAUUUCAGGCCAA